AUGAUGAACGUUUACGAUAGUGUUGUAAGAGGUACACAAGCUAGUCGGUUAAUACUUAUUGAAGAUUCAUUUUUAGCCAAAGGACAGUUUCUAUUACAUCUUAUAUCUGCAAAUCGUAAAUCUUACGACAUCCAUGUACUUUGUUAUAAAAAUUUAGUGUCCAAAUAUCAAACUUUAUUUCCUUCCUUGUCUAAUAUUCAAUACCAUGAUUGUUUGAUUAAUAUUUCGUCUUUAAAUUUAAGUAUGUAUGAAAUUGUUUCAUGUAUAGUUGAAAAAUCAACCAGAAAAAUAGUAAUUUUGAUUGAUUCGUUGUCUAUGUAUUUACUUUUAACUGGCUUCAGGAAAGUGUAUAAAGAAUUAUUGGAUAUUACAUCAUCAGAUAAAUUUCCGAAAGUUGUUCAAUUUGUGGUAGUGGUACACAAAGAUGUAACAGAAGUUAAUCAAAUUGAACACCUGAAAAACAUAUGUAAGACUCAUGUAUGUGUACAGAGUACUAACAAUCCGUUAAUUUUAAAUCUAACAUUAGAACAUAAAAGGUCAAAUGGUAAAUGUGUAGUUCAGAAAUUAAAAGGAGAAUUAAAAUCUGAUAGUACAUUUAAACUAAUAAAUGACUUGUCACCACCGAAAAUUGAAGAGGAUAAAGGCAUACCAACAAAUUUAGCUAGUUUUAAAUUAGAUUUACAAGACAGUGAGAAGAAAGCCAAGGAAGAAUUAAUUUUACCAUAUACUCUAGUGCAAAUUCCAUCCAAUACUGGUGGAAUGAUUCAUUAUGUUCCAGAUGAAGCAGAUGACUGGGAUGAAGAAGAUCCGGACGAUGACUUAGAAAUAUAG
Macrosiphum euphorbiae (potato aphid) is the source of this 831-nucleotide messenger RNA. NCBI's taxonomy places the organism in Eukaryota, Metazoa, Arthropoda, Insecta, Hemiptera, Aphididae. The record is from the annotation of a GenBank genome assembly.